Messenger RNA from Astyanax mexicanus (Mexican tetra), 1485 nucleotides. RefSeq names its product TP53 regulating kinase (gene tp53rk). Bases 88 to 807 code for a protein of 239 amino acids. Gene Ontology annotation, molecular function: ATP binding; protein serine/threonine kinase activity. The record is from RefSeq and is a predicted model, not a curated record. Lineage: Eukaryota; Metazoa; Chordata; Actinopteri; Characiformes; Acestrorhamphidae. Gene Ontology annotation, biological process: protein phosphorylation. The transcript is spliced from 2 exons. Gene Ontology annotation, cellular component: nucleus; EKC/KEOPS complex; cytosol.
GUACAUCCCACCGAAAGAAAGUCAAACACCGCUGUAGGACUUUUAUUUUGAAACUAACAGGAGUUGGUUCUCGGAUGGAGCAGAAGCAUGGCGGGUAUGGAUGGUGGUAGUGGCGGCGCUGUCGCUCCGCCGAGUUUACCCGGAGCUCAGCUGCUGAAACAGGGCGCGGAGGCCCGGGUUUACCGCGGCCGGUUCUUGGGGAAGUCCACCAUCGUUAAGGAGCGGUUUCCGAAGCGGUACCGACACCCGGUCCUGGAUGAGAAGCUGACAAAGCGCAGAACCGCACAGGAGGUCCGGUCCAUACUGCGCUGCAGGAAAGCGGGUAUCAGUGCUCCAGUGGUAUAUUUCGUUGACUACACCACUAACUGCAUCUUCCUGGAGGAAAUCACAGACUCCAUCACCAUCAGGGAGCACAUCACCUCCACUCAAGCAUCUGGACGAAGCACAGAGACGCUGUACGGCCUGGCCGACCGCAUCGGACAGAUCCUGGCCAAGAUGCACGAUGAGGACGUCGUCCACGGAGACCUCACCACCUCCAACAUGCUGCUGGUGGGUGAAGAAGACGGAAAACCAGGCAAACUGGUUCUAAUAGACUUUGGCUUGAGCUACAUCUCUGCCCUGCCUGAGGAUAAAGGGGUGGACAUGUACGUCCUGGAGAAGGCGUUCCUCAGCACCCACCCAAACACCGAGGCUCUGUUCCAGAGACUUCUGAAGAGCUACAUCGCUGCAUCCAAAAAAGCUCCAGCUGUCAUUAAAAAACUGGACGAAGUCAGACUGAGAGGACGAAAGAGGUCUAUGGUUGGAUAAGUUGGAAAAGUCUGUAAUACCCCAUCUUAAUUUGAAUUUUCAUGGAAGAUGAUACCAUACUUGGGCUGCACAAUAUCGAUGAAAAAUCAAUAUAAAAUAUAAAACCAAAUAUUUUAUUUUUCUGCAAUAUAUAUAUUGUGAAAUUUGAAAUAACUGGAAUUGUCAGUGAUCCAACAUACUGUACAGUUAUUAUUGGAGUGAAAAAAAUUAUAUUGAGCAUGUAAUCUGCCUUUGGUAGAUUUUUUUUUUGUCAUAAAAUGUAAAUAUUGGUAACGAUUUACAAUAAGCUUCACAAUUAACAGUUCUAAUAAAUAAUUACUAAAUUGUCAUUCUUUAGAAUUUUACUAUUAAAAGUGAAAUAAAAUAGUCGUAACUAAAUAAUUAACUAUGCAUUAUUUGUGACAAUAAUUAGUUAAAACAUUCUGUGGUAACAUACUGUUAAUAAAUAUACCCUUAUUGUUGCCAAAGUGAAAAAUAAAUAAAAACUCACUUAUCCUAUAAUGUAAAUAUUGCACGUGUGCAGAACUCACUAACAAAGCUGAAAUCACAUUGUGCAGCCGUACACCACACCACAUCUUGUACUGGUUUCUACUUCCAUACCAAUGUGCCUCUCUGGUUAUUACUGAUAUCACAAUAAAGUUGCUUUAAGUUGUAAAUAAAAGUUUUUUUUAAACAAAA